AUGCUGCGCAUCCUCACCCUCGGCUGCGCCGCGUCGGCGCUGUCCGGCGGCAAGGGUUGGGUCGGCAAGGCGGCGGAUCUGUUGCGGCAGAAGGCGCCGCCCUCGGCGCUGGUGCUGGACCGCGCGCCGACCUGGGAGGCGCUGGCGGCGAGCCUCGAGGCGCAGUCGACGACGGAGGAGGCCGGUUUCGCGUCGCUCGUCGCGUCCGGCCGCGGGCCGCCGAGCGCGUCCGCGAACCUGCGGCUCUUCGACGAGCCGGACGGCUACGAGCCGCGCGUCACCCUGUACCGCGACGGGUCGAGCUGGUGCCCCUACUGCCAGAAGGUCUGGAUGCAGCUCGAGGAGAAGCGCAUCCCCUACAGGGUGGAGCGCAUCAACAUGCGCUGCUACGGCUCGAAGCCCGCGUGGUUCGAGCGCGACGCGGGCGGCCUGCUGCCGGUCGUCGAGCUCGACGGCCGGCUCAUCACGGACAGCGUGUCCAUCAUGCUCGCGCUGGAGCGCGAGUUCGGCGGCGACAGGUCGCUGCUCCCGCCGGGCGGCGUCGACGACAUCCGCGACCUCAUGGGCCUCGAGCGGGAGCCUGUGCGGCAGCUCGGGUCCGCGUGGCUGGGCUGGCUCCGCGCGCCCCCGGGCGUCGGCGGCGGCGCGCGGUCGACCUUCGAGGGCCAGCUGUCGCGGGUCGACGGGUUCCUGAGGUCCACGGCGGGCGGCUUCUUCCUCGGCGAGGAGCUGAGCCUCGUCGACCUCCUCUUCUGCUCGUUCCUCGAGCGCGCGGAGGCGUCGUUGCUCUACUACAAGGGCUUCCGGGUCCGCGACGCCGAGGCCUACCCGGGCGUCGCGGCGUGGUUCGACGCCAUGGAGUCGCGGGCGUCGUUCCGGGCGUCGCAGUCCGACUACUACACGCACGCGAUGGACCUGCCGCCGCAGCUCGGCGGCUGC
This is a messenger RNA of Aureococcus anophagefferens, 939 nucleotides long. RefSeq lists its product as hypothetical. NCBI's taxonomy places the organism in Eukaryota, Pelagophyceae, Pelagomonadales, Pelagomonadaceae. The transcript is spliced from 2 exons. The annotation marks the transcript as partial. The record is from RefSeq and is a predicted model, not a curated record. Gene Ontology annotation, cellular component: cytoplasm.